This is a messenger RNA of Penicillium hordei, 1311 nucleotides long. Its product is annotated as Paf1-complex subunit LEO1. The transcript is spliced from 3 exons. Gene Ontology annotation, molecular function: RNA polymerase II C-terminal domain phosphoserine binding. The record is from RefSeq and is a predicted model, not a curated record. Gene Ontology annotation, cellular component: Cdc73/Paf1 complex; nucleus. Bases 1 to 1311 code for a protein of 436 amino acids. Lineage: Eukaryota; Fungi; Ascomycota; Eurotiomycetes; Eurotiales; Aspergillaceae. Gene Ontology annotation, biological process: positive regulation of transcription elongation by RNA polymerase II; transcription elongation by RNA polymerase II.
AUGUCCUCCGAUGAGGAGGGCGUCCGACGCCCCAGCAAUGACCAUGAGAGCCCUGCGCACAGCAAUGCCAAUGAUUCUGGCGCCGACCAAAUGGAUGAAGGCGAUGAUCUCUUCGGCUCGGACGGAGAGGGCGGACUCGAUGACAUUGAACCACACCGCAACCUAGACGAUGAACAACUUGACUCAGGCGAUGAUGAGAACCGCUAUGAUCGGCGCGAAGACCGAAUGGACGAUGUGGCCGAGGAGCAGCAGGAAGUCAAUGUUGCUGACCAGGACCUUGCUCGGGCGCCAGUGCCAUUGACCAACGAUGGAGAGGUCUACACAAUGCGCGUGCCGGAUUUCCUCUCUAUCGAAGGAGAAGAAUUCAAUCCCGAGACUUACGUCCCACCGCCUUAUCAGACCGCUGCUACCUCCCUAUGCUGGCGCAAGGAUCCUGCGGAUGACUCCCUUUUGCAGUCUAAUGCCCGCAUGAUCAAAUGGGAGGAUGGCUCUAUCACUCUUCAACUCGCCUCUGCUCCUCUUGAGCAAUACCGCAUCGCAUCCAAACCCCUCGCACCUCUCACCAAGUCCGGCGACUAUGACCACAAGCUGGACUCUCACGUUUAUCUCGCUGCUGGACUUGAAACAGCCCAGGUUUUCCGAUUGACCUCACAUAUCACCCAAGGUCUGACUAUUCUCCCGACUACCUUGGAAACGGACGAUGCCGUUCAGCGAUUGCAAGAACAAUUGGCUGCUGCUGCUCGUGGUAGCAAGCAGACCGCAGCUGGCACUGCGCCGCGCUAUGAACUAACAGAGGAUCCCGAGUUGGCUGGCAAACGUGCCGAAAUGAUGGAGAAGGAAGCUAUCAAGGCCGAGCGCCGUCGCCAGCAACUUGCUGAUCGUGAGGCCGACCGCGGUCGCCGCCAUGGCGCUACUCGCACUGGUCCUAGCGGUCUUAGUGUCGGGGGUCUUGAAGAUGGCGGUUUGCUUACAACUCGUCCGCGUGCCAAGCCUCGCCGCCAAAACCGCCGCGGCGAGAUCUACACCGACGACGAAGAAGAAGAAGAUUAUUCUCGUGGUGCCCGUAACAGAGAAGACGAGUACGAUGAGGACGACGGAUUCUUGGUUGGUAGCGAUGAGGAGGUUGAGGAAGAAGCCGAAGAUGAAGAAGAGGAGCUGGAGGAUGAAGACAUGGACGCUGAAGGUGAAGACGAUGUGGAGGCUGCACCUGCGAAAGCUGCCCGUGGCAAGCCAGAGCCUCAAGCCAGGGACGGUACACCUCCUGCCCGAAAGAAGAACCGCUACGUGGUGGACGAUGAGGACGACGAGUGA